GAUGACGUCGGCACCGCCGCACAUGCGCACUGUGAAAGAACGCUGAGUGCCUAACGUCAAGAUGGCAUCCUCCUCGACAACAGAGGCCCUUUGGUAAAUUUAUUCCGCAUUUACUCGACAUUUUUUUCGCUGUCGGCGGCAACAAGGAAAGCGUUUUUUUUAUAAAAAGUCGCGCUUGUCGUCGUCGACUUUAAUGAAAUGGCGACUAAAGCCCGCCGCGCUCUUGUAGGCCUCUGACGUCAUCAUUAAUGGACGGCUACAAAGCCAGCGUUGUUUGCUACGAUGAGAUAUAAAAACGCGGUGCGCGACAAAGUCGGACUCGUUGAUGCUGGCGUGUGCUCUGAGAAGAGAUCUUAAGGCGCGAUAUGUCAAGUGUGACAAUAUAGCCGCGCAUGCUAGGCUAGGCUAACCUGACCUCGUCCAGGGAGCUUAAGUCAGUUUAAAAUGUUCCUAGGUAACAAUUUCACCUCCUUGAAGGAGGAAGAUCCGGCCAUUUAGCCAGAAUUAACAUCAAUUAGUGGUGAACUCUCCUAAGUGACGAUUGUACCUUAUUAAAGGUGCAGUAGUGGAACAUCCGGGCAUUUCGCUAGUAAGUGGAACAUCCGGGCAUUUCGCUAGUAAGUGGAACAUCCGGGCAUUUGGCAGUAGUGCAACAUCCGGGCAUUUAGCCAGUAUUAACAGCACUUAAUGGUGAAUUAAUCCAAGUGGACUUAUUAGCUUCCAUGAGGGAGCCUCGCUCUCGGACUUGACCGGGCGGGGUUGGUGGGGGCGGCCAAGAUGUCGGAGCUGCCGCAGAUGCCGCCGGAGCUGUGGGUGUCGGUGUUCAGCUACCUGAGCACGGAGGAGAAGCACGCCGUCCGCGGCUGCUGCCGAGCCCUGAAGAAGCUGGUGGACCACCCCUACCUGUGGAGGAGGUACACGGUGGUGCUGACGGAGCUGCGCCGCUACACCUUCGGCUUCUGGGACACCCUGCGCCAGCGCAAGCUGACCCGGGUGGCGGUGCGCCACCUCCGGCGGAAGGAGUGGCGGCGGCUGGUCAAGUUCCUGCCGACGCUCACCGCCAUCGUGUUCGUGGACGGCGGGCGGGUCUACAAGCAGAAGUACCUGGACCACCUGAUGCAGUUCCCGGACAUCAGGGACGUGGGCGUGCGGGACACCACCUGGACGGAGCCCAUGUUGGGCCCCGGCCUGAUCGCCCACCUGAAGGAGCGGCUGACGCACCUGAGCGUGUGCAACGUCAGCCUGCCGUGCACCGUGGCCUUCGUCGCGGCCGUGUCGCAGCUCGGCAACCUGCGCUACCUGCUCUUCCACCAGCAGGGCUACGGCCUGGACAAGGUGCGCCCCGUGCCCCGUGAGGACUUCCACCACAUGAUGGUGCGCCUGAAGAAGCUCAAACACCUCUCGUGGGGGAUGCGGGGGGAGCCCCAGGAACCUCUGCCGGAUGACUACCUGAGCCCCCCGGACCCUCGGCAUCCAGGCUCCCAGUACGGCGGCCCGGCCCUGACCACCUUGGAGCUAGUGGACUACCCCGAGACCAUCCUGCCCGAGACGGCCCUCUGGAGCCUGACCUCGCUGCGUUCGCUGACGGUGCGCUACAGGUACAUCCGGGAUGGCGUGGACUGUCGCCUGACCUCCUGGCUGACUCCCCUCAAGAACCUGGAGUCUCUCAGCAUCAUCGACAGGUGGGAACUCCCUGGCGGUCUACACCACCACCAUCCCCGCCAGCGUGACCAGCCUGACUCUGCGCGUGGCCAUCACUCUCAAGGACCUGGACUCCAUCGCCCCCAAGGUCCUGUCCCUGGAGCACCUGGACAUCGAGCAGAACCGCUCCAGCGGCAGCCUGUGUCGCCGCAUCCCCAUGCUGUUCCCCCAGCUCAAGACUCUGCGCAUCAGGUUCUUCCGCCGGGAGCCGGAGAAGGACCUGCUGAGCCUCCACCGCCUGCGGCACCUGGAGCGGCUGGAGCUGCUGGUGGAGCGCUCCUUCAUCCUGAGGGACUACCUGAACGGACACCCCUGGCCCAGCCCCACCGUGCAGGGGCUCAUCAACCAGCUGCGGGGCAUGUCGGCCAACCGCAUCACCGUGGUCACCGCCAUGCGCCUGAGGAACCCCCUGCGGGAGUGCAACUGCGUGUGGGAGGGAGACCGAUGAGUACUCCUCUUUUCUCCCAUUCAGGACUUUCACCCAGCUUCAUUCCCGCUUUCCUUGAUUUUGCAUCUUACUAUUUCGGAUCAUUGAUCGUAAUCAUUGAUCGCUAAUGCUAGGCUACACGCUAAAUGAGCUUUUAGCCCCAACAGCAUUACACGGUGAGUACUUGGUACUCGUGGACCGGGUGAAGGAUGUACAGCACUUUGGCUUUCUGGAAAGAGGCGCUAAAUAAAUUCUGAUGAAAAAGA
Molecule: messenger RNA, 2394 nt
Organism: Nerophis ophidion (straightnose pipefish)
Lineage: Eukaryota; Metazoa; Chordata; Actinopteri; Syngnathiformes; Syngnathidae
Exons: 4
Coding region: 778-2256 (492 amino acids)
Molecular function (GO): protein binding
Source: RefSeq, a predicted model, not a curated record